Molecule: messenger RNA, 540 nt
Organism: Entamoeba invadens IP1
Lineage: Eukaryota; Evosea; Mastigamoebida; Endamoebidae
Exons: 2
Coding region: 1-540 (179 amino acids)
Source: RefSeq, a predicted model, not a curated record
AUGAAUAUUAUUUUAGAGGCGCACUCAUCUGUUCAAUCCAAAUACCAACAAAUAUCACAUUUAUUAAUAAUUAUUAAUUGUUUUGAAAGAUGUUCAGCACUUAGAACAAUUGAAAUACCUAAUUUAGUGACAGAAAUAGGGGAGUAUUGCUUCGAUUUUUGUAAAGGUUUGUCGUCUAUUAAACUCUCUGAUAUAUUAACAAAACUCCCAAUUUAUUGUUUUCGUUGUUGUUAUAAUUUACAACAUGUAACAUUUCCAUCACAUAUUUUGUCGAUAGGAGAUAACUGUUUUGAGCGUUGUGUAUCUCUUAAAACAAUCGAAAUUCCAUAUUGUGAACAUUACAUUGGCAAUCGUGCGUUUAUCGAUUGUAAAUCAUUAACAUCUUUGGUUGUUAAAGGAAGUCUUAAUGAAGUUGGAUGCAAUUGUUUUGAUAACUGUGACAAAUUAAUAAAAUUGAUAUUACCAAGUAGUUUAUCAAAAAUAGGGACGAAAGUGUUUUGUCCAACUGCUUUGAGUUCUUUUUAUAUUAAACUAAAUUGA